GUAAUUAAUUAUAAAAAUGGCAUGCAUUUUUGCUGAAUUAAUUCUUUUCGUAGUAUGGACAGUUAUGUUUAUUUCGUGCUCUAAAACGAGCCAAGCUUCAAAAGUGGAGGAGAAAAAGCCGAAAACCUCUUCAAUCACUACAAAAACCAUCACUUCGGCAGAUUUGGCUGACAAAACCGAUGUCAGCAAAACUUCCACUCCAGUCAGCACGAACUAUUCAACUGUGUCAAAAACGAUUUCAAUGCAAAAAGAAGUCGAGAAGAACCCCAACAGCGCAGAGGACUUCAAUGUUAAUCGAAAGAAAACUUCGAAAUUUCAAAUUUCAAAAGAAUCUGUAGCAGUUGAAAUGAAACCAGAUUUCAAGAAAAAUAAAGAUGUUGGCGGCAAAAAGGAAAAAGCAAAAUCAGCGGAAAAACCGAACAAGAAAGAAAUCACUCCGCCACAAACCAUCAAGAAAACGUCAAUGGAGAAGGCUGGAAAGGAAGAAGAUGUGAAGUGUGAUGAGGAAGUUUCAAGAAAUAAUAUGGAAAGAUCUGAUCGAACUCUUCAUUUUUCGAAGAAAAUGAUUCGUGGCCCCGUGAAGCCUGAAGAACAGAUGGAAGUCGAACCAACUCCGUUAUCUUGGAAAGGAGGACCAUGAAACUUGAUUGAAUAAAUUUUAUUAUGAAAAAAGUGAAAAUAUGCAAUUAAAUAACACAAAAAAACGCAUAAGAUUCAAAGAAAACAAAAAAUUUCGAAAGAAAAAUCAAUUCGAAAAGUUUCGCGUACAUUGCAUGUCAAUUGACGCAAAAGUGCACACAUUAUUUGUUACCGUACCUUUGUUGUUCUCAUUUUUU
Messenger RNA from Caenorhabditis elegans, 836 nucleotides. RefSeq lists its product as uncharacterized. The record is from RefSeq and is marked reviewed. The transcript is spliced from 3 exons. Lineage: Eukaryota; Metazoa; Nematoda; Chromadorea; Rhabditida; Rhabditidae. Bases 17 to 640 code for a protein of 207 amino acids.